GGUAGCCAUGCGAGACAGACUGGGUUUGUUGAUUGGUAUGCCGACAUUAUCUGACGAACAGGCAUUUCGAAAGAUUGUUAAAGCGGACUUAGUUAUCAUCCCGUUCUGCCAAUCAACGGACGAGGUUGCCCACCAAACGUUAGCAGUGGUCCACAAAAAUGUUGCUUAUCACUAUGACAGCGUCGGAAAUGACUUCGUGGAGAACUGGAAACAGUUCUUAAAUCAGCUGAUGAAACUGUAUCAGGGUGACAACGAAAAGUAUUAUGAUCAAAUUAAGUCAUGGGAGAAGCCAUUUAAGAUCAACAAAACGAAUAUUCAAACAACAGUGGUGACCCUCGAAAAUGCGUGUGGUCUAAUUUGUUUGAACAUCGUUUCUCGCAUUGUUCUGAAUUUCUGCAUUUUCAAGAUCUGCGAUAGAAGCUGUAUUGACUUGGCGGUCAACGACUUCAUGACCUGGUACCACGCCAUCAAGCAAGCAGAAGGGUCCCAUGCAGUCGAUGAACCGAAAAGGUUGUGCACACUUUUUGUAGCCCAAGCGGGGCUUGGCUGUUAUAAGACCAGCUGGGAAGUUGGGCGUUACGAAGAAUACGCUGCGAUGAUUGGAUGGCCCUCCACGACACCUGCGGUGGUAUUGAAUAGCGUGAAAUCGUUUGAAAAUCAGACGUUUUACAAACUAAAAUAUGAUGGCGGUCGAGUUUCGUAUGUCCCUGAGUAUUACGCCCUUUUGUACAAGCGCCCGUAA
Paramacrobiotus metropolitanus is the source of this 742-nucleotide messenger RNA. RefSeq lists its product as uncharacterized. The coding region runs from base 8 to 742 and encodes 244 amino acids. The transcript has 4 exons. NCBI's taxonomy places the organism in Eukaryota, Metazoa, Tardigrada, Eutardigrada, Parachela, Macrobiotidae. The record is from RefSeq and is a predicted model, not a curated record.